AGCAACUAAUUAAACAUGUUCCAACAUAGAUCAACAACAACACUACUUUCCCUAGUGGUCUUCUUGUUCUUGAUGGCGGAGCCCCGCCGUGUGGGCGGCGCCGGCAGCCCGUCGCCGCGGCCGGCGCCGGAGGACGCAAUUCUAUUCUCGCGGUGGCUAGUGAACCAAAGCUCAUACGGAGUAUUAGCCACCCUCGAUCCGCUGGGGCUACCCUUUGGUAACGUGAUGUCUUUCAGUGAUGGCGGCAAAGGCAUUCCGUAUUUCUACUUGACCACCCUCCUCGACCCCACCGGCGCUUACGCCCUCCGCCGCCCCCGUGCAUCCUUAACCCUCUCUGAGUAUCCACUCGGCUUUUGUACCGAAACUAACGAACCUCAAUGGCCCGUUUGCGCGAAGAUUACGCUCUCGGGAAGGUUGAGAAUAUUGGCUCCAAAUUCAAGGGAAGGUGUGUUUGCUCAAGAUGCUUUGUUCAGAGAUCACCCUCAGUUGGCAGGAUGGCCAACCCAACCAGAGAGAGGGUUUCACUUCUUCAAAUUGGUGGUAGAUCAAAUAUUUUUGGUUAAUCUUAUGGCCCCGGCAAGGUAUCCCAAUGUCAAAGACUACAUUCGCUACAACAAUCUUUGAUCGAACAACACGCACAAGCCUUAACGAGCGAAGAGUAGUGCUUGCAGAUUUCUACAUUACCAAAAUAAUAAAAUAAACGGUGAUCGAAUUUCAUAUAUAAAGUUCGAUUAACUUAUUUCCUACUUCUCUAUUUCUACCUAUGUUAAGAAUCUGUCGUCAAAGUUGUGGUUUGUUUGAAGAAGUUGUGAUUAUAUGUAUUUUAGUUGUA
Messenger RNA from Andrographis paniculata, 832 nucleotides. RefSeq lists its product as uncharacterized. The record is from RefSeq and is a predicted model, not a curated record. The transcript is spliced from 3 exons. Bases 16 to 624 code for a protein of 202 amino acids. Lineage: Eukaryota; Viridiplantae; Streptophyta; Magnoliopsida; Lamiales; Acanthaceae.